Elaeis guineensis (African oil palm) is the source of this 1736-nucleotide messenger RNA. RefSeq names its product endoglucanase 17. Gene Ontology annotation, molecular function: hydrolase activity, hydrolyzing O-glycosyl compounds. NCBI's taxonomy places the organism in Eukaryota, Viridiplantae, Streptophyta, Magnoliopsida, Arecales, Arecaceae. Gene Ontology annotation, biological process: carbohydrate metabolic process. The record is from RefSeq and is a predicted model, not a curated record.
AAAUGAGCAACCGUCGAUUGAGAAAAAGAGAAGGCGAGAGCUCUUCCCACUGAUCGCGCCAUCGAUCCCCAUUCUUAACUGUAGCGUUUCGGUCGGCACGCAAUGGGGUCUCGGCCGGCAUCCUUGCUGCUGCUGAUAACGCUCCUGGCGACGUCGUUCCGGCCCACCGCCGCCGGGCACGACUACUCCGAUGCCCUCCGGAAGAGCAUCCUCUUCUUCGAGGGCCAGCGCUCCGGCAAACUCCCCCCGGACCAGCGCCUCUCCUGGCGGCGCGACUCCGCCUUCCACGACGGUGCCGCCGCUGGGGUGGACUUAACAGGCGGGUACUACGACGCGGGGGACAACGUCAAGUUCGGCUUCCCGAUGGCCUUCACGGCGACGCUGAUGGCGUGGAGCAUAAUAGACUUCGGCAAGAACAUGGGGCCCCAGCUGACGGAGGCCGUCAAGGCCGUCAAGUGGGCGACGGACUACCUCCUGAAGGCGACGGCCGUCCCCAACGUCGUCUACGUCCAGGUGGGCGACGCCUUCCGCGACCACUCCUGCUGGGAGCGGCCCGAGGACAUGGACACCCCCCGGACCGUCUACAAGGUCGACCGGGACCACCCCGGCUCCGACGUCGCCGGCGAGACUGCCGCCGCCCUCGCCGCCGCCUCCAUCGUCUUCCGCGACCACGAUCCCGCCUACUCCCGCCGCCUCCUCGACCGCGCCGUCUCCGUGUUCGAGUUUGCGGACACGUACAGGGGGGCGUACAGUAGCAGCCUACACGACGCGGUGUGCCCCUUCUACUGCGACUUCAAUGGCUAUGAGGACGAGUUGCUGUGGGGGGCGGCGUGGCUCCACAAGGCGUCGCGGAAGCGGGAGUAUCGAGAGUACAUCAAAAGGAACGAGGUGGUGCUGCGCGCCGGCGACACCAUUGACGAGUUCGGCUGGGAUAACAAACACGCCGGUAUUAAUGUCCUAAUCUCCAAGCAAGUUUUGAUGGGGAAGGAUGAUUACUUGCAAUCGUUUAAGCUGAAUGCGGAUAGUUUUAUCUGCUCCCUCCUCCCGGGAGUUUCUGGCCACCCUCAAAUCCAGUAUUCCCCAGGUGGACUGCUGUUUAAGGCGGGUGGAAGCAACAUGCAGCAUGUGACUUCCCUCUCCUUCCUGCUCCUGGCUUAUUCUAAUUACCUCAGUCAUGCCAAUGGGCAUGUGACAUGUGGCACCAAGUCUGCCACGCCAGCCCAGCUAAAGGGAGUGGCCAAGCGCCAGGUGGAUUACAUACUGGGGGAUAAUCCAUUGGGGAUGUCGUACAGUGGGGUACGGGGAGAAGUACCCGCGGCGGAUCCACCACCGGCGAGCUCGCUGCCGUCGGUGAGGGCCCACCCGGCGAAGAUCGGGUGCAAGGACGGGACGAAAUACUACCUGAGCCCGGCGCCGAACCCGAACGUGCUGGUGGGGGCGGUGGUGGGGGGUCCCACCAACUUCUCCGACGCCUUCCCGGACGCUCGCCCGGCCUUCCAGCAGUCGGAGCCCACCACCUACAUCAACGCCCCCCUCCUCGGCCUCCUCGCCUACUUCUCCGCCCACCCUCUUCGAUAACUAGAUAGAUCCAAGACAAUAUAUCAUAAACAUGCUUUCAUUGUGAUUUGUUGUAGCAUUCUGUCUUCUUUUUUUUUUAUUCAAAAGGUGAUUCGUUUAUUGAACCAUGUAUAGAUGAUUUCGUUUAUCAGUUUAUAGCACAUAUUUUUUUUCUUUUC